Messenger RNA from Phaedon cochleariae (mustard beetle), 4039 nucleotides. NCBI's taxonomy places the organism in Eukaryota, Metazoa, Arthropoda, Insecta, Coleoptera, Chrysomelidae. The record is from the annotation of a GenBank genome assembly.
AGUUACUUAAUCGAUUAGUCGAUAUGGAUGAAGGUUAUAGAAGAAUCAAAAAGACCAAUCCACGCGAAAAGGCAUCUUUUCUAUCCAUAAUAACUUUUUUGUGAGUACACCAUACCCACCAACACUUCAUCUCUCACUCAUAUAAUAAUUAAAUCAUAUACCACAAUGUAAAAAUAGUAUAUUGUUCAACGAGCACGCAAUGAUAGCUAUUUCCCACGAGAAUGAAGUUUGCAGCAUGAGCCGUGGGAAAUCAGCAUUCCGAGCGAGCUAUACAUACAGACUAUUCAAAAAAUCCAGGAAACAAGCCCUAGAUGACAAUGAUGUUUAUCAGGUCAGGCCUUGCCUAGAAUCAGCAAAAUUGGGACAAAAACUACAAGAAAAAUGGAUGGUGCAACAGAACCAACGUGAUCCAUCCCUACUAAAAGCACUUUUGUCCUGUUUCGGAAAGACAUACGUGCUAUUAGGUAUUCUGCAAUUCUGCGUCAGGACUGCCGUCAUAUUCGUUCAACCGGAGGCAUUGGGCAAACUGGUAUCUUAUUUUCAGCCAGGACAGCAGAGCAUCUCGGAAUCCGAACUUUACAAAUACGCAGCUAUAGUAAUCGGCUUGAAUUUCCUUAUCACUGUGUACAAUCACAACUACGAUCAGUUAGUCAACGAGGUAGGAAUCAAAGUCAAAACGGCUGUCUCGGCUCUAGUGUACAGAAAAUCCCUAAGACUAGGCCCAGAAUCGUUUUCCAAAACCUCAACGGGCAAAAUCGUCACCUUGAUAACCAAAGAUGUGACUGCUUUCGAGAACGCUUUGACGUAUGUCAACGACAUGUGGAUUGGGGUCAUACAAACUGGCAUCAUCGCUUUCAUCAUCUACAGGAGGAUUGGGAUAUCGGUACUAGUCGGUUUGGGGUUCUAUUUGCUCAUCAUCCCUCUACAGCUAUAUCUCGGAAAAAAGUCUAGCUUGAUGAGAGUCAGUUCAGCCAAGAAGACAGACGAACGUCUACAAUUCACUACAGAGGCCCUAUCCGCCAUAAAAACUAUCAAAAUGUAUACUUGGGAAGACUUCUUCAUCAACAAAAUCAUCCACCUCAGGAAAGAUGAACUGGACAACUUAGCCCCAGUCUACUACCUCAAAUGCAUCGUGCUCAUCGUAGGAGGUCUAGCCUCCAACAUGGCUUUCUUCCUACUCCUGAUGACCUACAUCUGGACUGGCAACUUGGCAGACGCCCAAACAGUAUACUUCAUCCAGAGCUGCUUCCAGAGCUUGAAGAGUUACAUCUCCAUCUCUAUACCUUACGGCAUAGCCCAAUGUUCAGAGGUAUACGCUGCUCUGAACAGACUGCAAGAGUUUUUGAGCACAGAAGAAACCAGCCAGCAAAAGCUCAAUGCUACCGAGCCAAAAAUACACCUAAACCACGUGUCUGUCAAAGUGUCUGGAACGCAGAUUCUGAAGGACAUUUCAAUGGAAGUGAGCCAAGGGCUUUUCCUAGUAACUGGUAAUGUCGGUAGUGGAAAGUCAUCUUUGCUCAAGACCAUCAUCGGUGACUAUCCAAGAGACGGUCACAUGGUUGUAGACGGUACCAUAUCCUAUGCAUCGCAAGAUCCUUGGCUGUUUCCAGCCACUAUCAGACAAAAUAUACUCUUCGGGGAAAAAUACAAUGAAAGUAGAUACAAGGAAGUAGUGAGGGUGUGCGCUCUGAAAACAGACUUCUCUAGGUUCAAGAACGGGGAUGAAACCAUUCUAGGAGACAGAGGGGUGAAUCUCAGUAAGGGCCAGCAGGCCAGAAUAAACUUGGCUAGGGCUGUGUAUAGAAAAAGCGAUGUCUACCUAUUAGACGACUGUCUUUCAGCUUUGGACAACAAAGUAAACCUCUACGUUUUCAAAAAAUGCGUUCUGGAAUUCUUGAAGGACAAAAUCGUUGUUCUAGUUACCCAUAAUGUCAACCAUAUCAAGAUGGUGAACGGUAAGAACACUUUGUUCAUAGAAGAUGGCACUACCUUAUCACUCGAUCAGCAGAAAUCCAUGUUGGACAGAAGAAUAACUUACUACAUCGAUGACGUGGACUUCAACCACUUUGAGGAAUAUAACGAAGAUCCAGAAGAAGAACAGAUUUCUGAAGAACCUGAUGAGAAAACGUAUCUACUCGAAGACAUCGACGAUAAUGAUACUAACAAUCUGUAUCACGAAGAAAAACAGGCAGGCAAAGUCCGUAUGGCUGUUUACUUCAAGUACUACAAGUUUGCUGGGGGAAUACUCAUAUUUUUCCUGGUACUUGCUGUUUUUGUCAUGUGUCAGAUGGCCUCGUCUUACUCAGAGAAACUCCUGAGCCAAUGGGUAAAUACCGAACCUAAGCUCUCUGACAUGAUAGCUAAGAACCUGACAAACACUACGGAAUACCAAGAAACAACUGAGCAACGUCGCAAUUACCUAAAUCUAUACUGUCUCUUGAUCGUAACAGCAUCAGUUUUGAUAUUCCUGAGAGUUUACCUGUUGAUGUACCGGUCUGCUCUAGUGGCAGCUAGGAAACUACACAAAACCAUGGCCACCUCCGUUAUGAACUCUUUCAUGACCUUCUUCGAUGGGCAUUACCUCGGGAACAUCAUCAACAGAUUCUCCAAGGAUCUGAAUACGACCGAUGAAGUUUUGCCACUUGUUGUCUACGAAAUCUUCAGACUGACUCUGGCCUUCAUCGGAAUAAUAUACCUGAUAGCAUCUGUAAACUUAUCCUUACUUCUACCAGCAGCGCCACUGCUCGUGAAAAUGUACUUCGUGAGGAGACUAUACAUACCAACAGGCAGGAGCAUGAAGAGAUUAGAUGCAGCUACUAGGAGUCCUAUGAUCGGAUACUUGAAUGCUUCCCUAGAAGGUCUGACGACGAUAAGGGCUUACGAUAAGCAACCAGUGCUGGUCGAGGAGUUCGACAAACACCAAGACCACUAUACCUCGGCUUACUAUAUGAUGAUAUGCACUACCAGAGCGUUUGGGUACUAUCUGGACUUGAUAUCCGUCAGUUUCACGGCAGCGAUAGUGAUGAAGUUUAUUUUUAUCGACACAGAUUCAGCUGCUGGUGACGUAGGGCUUGCAAUUUCGCAGGCCAUGAUGUUGACAGGCUUGUUGCAGUGGGCGAUAAGGUACUAUUCCGAACUAGAAAACAAUAUGACAGCCGUGGAAAGAGUUCUGGAAUACACGGACAUCAAGACCGAACAUAAAACUGAAGGUUUGAUUAGAGAAAACUGGCCAACCCAAGGUGUCAUACAGUACGACAGAGUUUCUUUGACGUACGAGCGGACCAAUCAACAGGUGUUGAAAGAGGUCAGCUUCUUGACGUUUCCUAGGGAGAAAAUUGGAGUAGUCGGUAGGACUGGGGCGGGCAAAUCGUCUAUAAUUUCUACUCUGUUCAGGCUGUACGAUAUCGAUGGGAGAAUCCUGAUCGACGGAGAGGAUAUAAAGCAGCUGUCGAUAUUGUUUCUGAGGUCUCUAAUAGCUAUAAUACCUCAGGAUCCUAUUUUGUUCACCGGUACUAUUCGGUUGAACAUAGACCCAACCUCAAAGUAUACGGACGAAGUAAUUUGGACAGCCAUAGAAAAAUCGCACAUAAAACAUUUGGUGCCUAGCCUGGACGCCAAAAUAGCAGAGAACGGCUCCAACUACAGUGCAGGUCAAAAACAACUGAUCUGUCUAGCUAGAGCGUUGGUCAGUCAGAACAAGAUUAUAGUGUUGGACGAGGCGACAGCUAGUAUGGACCCUGAGACAUCGAGAUUACUACAGGAUACAAUCAGGGACAACUUUGAGCAGUGUACAGUACUGACUAUCGCGCACAGAUUGAAUACUGUCUCAAAUUCUGAUAGGAUUCUGGUGGUAGAUCAUGGAGAGAUUGUUGAAUUUGAUACUCCCAGUGCACUACUGGCCAAUCAGGAUGGUGUUUUUUACAAUCUCAUGAAGCAAUCUGGAUCUUUGACAGAAUGAUGAUGCCACGAAUGAAGAAUAUAUAUAAAUGUAUACUCAUGAAAUAUUCGAAGAAAAAUAAGAAAUCAGAAACAAUUUGGG